This is a messenger RNA of Microcebus murinus (gray mouse lemur), 1424 nucleotides long. Lineage: Eukaryota; Metazoa; Chordata; Mammalia; Primates; Cheirogaleidae. The record is from RefSeq and is a predicted model, not a curated record.
AAUUGGCUGAUGUUGGCGCGAAGGUGAGCGAGUUGGCCCUCACGCAGGGGCCGCAGGAAACAAUAGAGGCCGCGCGCGCGGAGCGAGCGCCCGUACCCUCCCCGCCCCUCCCGCAACGCUCGAUCCCGGGAUCUCCCCCGGUUCGCCUGCCCGCCAUGGCCGACAAGGAAGCAGCCUUUGACGACGCAGUGGAAGAACGUGUAAUCAACGAGGAGUACAAAAUAUGGAAAAAGAACACCCCUUUUCUUUAUGAUUUGGUGAUGACCCAUGCUCUGGAGUGGCCCAGCUUAACUGCACAGUGGCUUCCAGAUGUAACCAGACCAGAAGGGAAAGAUUUCAGCAUUCAUCGACUGGUCCUGGGGACACACACAUCAGAUGAACAAAAUCACCUUGUGAUAGCCAGUGUGCAGCUCCCUAACGAUGAUGCUCAGUUUGAUGCGUCUCACUACGACAGUGAGAAAGGAGAAUUUGGAGGUUUUGGUUCUGUUAGUGGCAAAAUUGAAAUAGAAAUCAAGAUCAACCAUGAAGGAGAAGUAAACAGGGCCCGUUAUAUGCCCCAGAACCCUUGCAUCAUUGCAACAAAGACUCCCUCCAGUGAUGUCCUUGUUUUUGACUAUACAAAACAUCCUUCUAAACCAGACCCUUCUGGAGAGUGCAACCCAGACUUACGUCUCCGUGGACAUCAGAAGGAAGGCUAUGGGCUUUCUUGGAACCCAAAUCUCAGUGGGCACUUACUUAGUGCUUCAGAUGACCACACCAUCUGCCUGUGGGACAUCAGUGCUGUUCCAAAGGAAGGAAAAGUGGUGGAUGCGAAGACCAUCUUUACAGGGCAUACAGCAGUAGUUGAAGAUGUUUCCUGGCAUCUGCUCCAUGAGUCUCUGUUUGGGUCAGUUGCUGAUGAUCAGAAACUUAUGAUUUGGGAUACUCGUUCAAACAAUACUUCCAAACCAAGCCACUCAGUUGAUGCUCACACUGCUGAAGUGAACUGCCUCUCUUUCAAUCCUUAUAGUGAGUUCAUUCUUGCCACAGGAUCAGCUGAUAAGACUGUGGCCUUGUGGGAUCUAAGAAAUCUGAAGCUUAAGUUGCAUUCCUUUGAAUCACAUAAGGAUGAAAUAUUCCAGGUUCAGUGGUCACCUCACAAUGAGACUAUUUUGGCUUCUAGUGGUACUGAUCGGAGACUGAAUGUCUGGGAUUUAAGUAAAAUUGGAGAGGAACAAUCCCCAGAAGAUGCAGAAGAUGGGCCACCAGAGUUGUUGUUUAUUCAUGGUGGUCACACUGCCAAGAUAUCUGAUUUCUCCUGGAAUCCCAACGAACCUUGGGUGAUUUGUUCUGUAUCAGAAGAUAAUAUCAUGCAAGUGUGGCAGAUGGUAAGUGUUUGGUCUUUCCUUUGGGAGGGGUUAGAUAAAUGAGACAGAAUCAUUUUA